GCACAGAAGAUGCAGCUGGCCGGCUUCCUGCUCCUCCUUCUGGCUGGACGAUUGGUCCUUUCUCAAGGUCAGCUGCAUCCCAAGCACUACGGCCAGGGUCAUGCCCACCGCCCCCAUCAGGCUUCCAGCACAGGUGACUUCUCCAGCCUCAAGACCACCCCAGGCAUCACCAUCUUUGCCCGCGGCUUCCACCACCUGAUGGCUUCCCAAGCCCCCAGGGGCAGUAUCCUCUUCUCCCCUCUGAGCAUCUCUGGACUAGCUAUGCUGUCCCUGGAGGUCAGCUCACACAGCAGGACUCAGAUCCUGGAGGGUCUGGGCUUCAGCCUCAUGCAGGUAUCAGAGUUCAACAGCCACCAAGGCUUCCAGAACCUUCUGCACACUCUCUACCUCCCAGGCAACAGGCUGGAGAUAUGCAUGGGCAGCGCCUUGUUCUUGAGCAUGCUUCUUCCAAGAUUUCUCAAGGAGUCCGAAACCUUCUAUGAGUCUAGACUCUUCUGUAGCAACUUCAAAGAUGUGAGCGUGACCCAGCUAAUCAACCACUACCUUAGGGAGGAAACUCGGGGGAAGAUUGUGAAUUUGGUCAGCAAGCUCAAUGCCGAUACUAUGAUGUUGUUGGUGAAUUAUGUGUACUUCAAAGGACUCUGGGAGAAACCAUUCAUCCCUUCUUUGACCACUCCCCACGACCUCUAUGUUGAUGAGGACACCACCGUCAAGGUGUCUAUGAAGCUGCAGGAUACCCAGCUCCACUGGUAUCUUCACAACAGGAACUUGCUCUGCUUGGUGUUGUGGACGGAUUAUCAAGGAAACAUAACAACCCUCUUUAUCCUUCCUGACCGAGGGAAGAUGGAACAGGUGGCAGAGGUUUUGACUCCGAAGAUACUAACAAGAUGGAACAACUUGCCCUGGAAGAGCUAUUUUUACAGGAAGCUCAAGUUGUAUCUCCCAAAGUUCUCCAUUUCUGGCUCCUGUAACUUAGAUCAGAUUUUGCCCAAGCUGGGCAUCACAGACCUGUUCUUUCAGCAGGCUGACUUGUCUGGCAUCACAGAAUAGCUAAACCUGCGGGUGUCCAAGAGCUUCCGCAAGGCCAUCCUGGAGGUGGGUGAAGUUGGCACCCAGGCUGCAGUGGUCACCAGCAGUUCUGUCACCUUUUGGUCCCGGGACAACCGCCAAGCCCUUUGGUUGAACUGGCUCUUCCUUGUGGUGAUCUUUUCCGCCAAUGCCCAGAGCAUCCUCUUUCUGGGAAAAGUGGUCAACCCCACAAAACCAUAG
Cervus elaphus (red deer) is the source of this 1269-nucleotide messenger RNA. It is a transcript of the gene SERPINA4, whose product is annotated as serpin family A member 4. The record is from RefSeq and is a predicted model, not a curated record. Gene Ontology annotation, molecular function: serine-type endopeptidase inhibitor activity. NCBI's taxonomy places the organism in Eukaryota, Metazoa, Chordata, Mammalia, Artiodactyla, Cervidae. Gene Ontology annotation, biological process: negative regulation of endopeptidase activity.